AUGGGCUGUGGGAACAGCAAGGUGCCGCUCGAGGCGUCCAGGAAGGGCUACGGGGGGGUCGGGGUGGUGCAGUCGCUCGUGGCCUUCAGCAAAUCGCACACUGACAGCGAUGAGCCGAAGAAAUGUUUGGAGAAAGGAAGAGGCCCCUGGUUUUCCACCGGGGUCAAGACUCGUCAGCCGGGGUCAAACAGCCAGCAGAUGAUUCUCAGGGACGGACGACAACAGGACAAAGCUGCAAAGUAUAAGGACAAGUUCGAUCCACGCGUCACCGCAAGAUAUGACAUCAAAGCUCUGAUCGGUCGUGGAAGCUUCAGCCGCGUGGUGCGGGUGGAGCACCGGGCCACUCGCCAGCCCUUCGCCAUCAAGAUGAUGGAGGUGGAGGCCCCGGGGGGGCGGGAGGUGUGCGCCUCGGAGCUGGCGGUGCUGCAGCGGGUGAGCCACGCCAACGUGAUCCAGCUGAUGGAGGUGUUUCAGUUCCCGCAGCGGGUCUACAUGGUGCUGGAGCUGGCGACCGGCGGCGAGCUGCUGGACCGGGUGGUCAGCCGGGGUCACUUCACCGAGCGGGACGCCACCCAGGCCCUGGGCAUGGCGCUGGCCGGGGUGGGAUACCUGCACAACCUGGGCAUCACCCACCGAGAUCUGAAGCCGGAGAAUCUCCUGUACUACCACCCAGGGGCCGACUCCCGGCUGCUGGUCACGGACUUUGGACUGGCGACUUUUGGCGGCACAGGGCCGGAGCUCUGUGACCACAACACGAGCGGCGAGGGAGACGGGAGCAGCGCCGGGCGCUCGUGGUCCCUGAGGACCACAUGUGGAACACCGGAGUACCUGGCCCCUGAGGUGUUGUUGAGGAGACCCUACUCGUGUGCCGUGGACAUGUGGGCCCUGGGGGUGGUGGCCUACAUCGUGCUGAGCGGGUCGAUGCCGUUUGAGGACGAGAGUCGAACGCGGCUCUAUAGAUCCAUCCUGAGGGGAAAGUACAGCUUCCACGGAGAUCCUUGGCCCUCGGUGUCCAACCUGGCAAAGGACUUCAUCCAGCGCCUGCUGGCGUUGGACUCGGCCGCCCGCCUGACCGCGGACCAAGCCACCCGUCACUCCUGGGUGGUCACCAUGGCAGCCGGCUCCUCCACAAGGAACCUCCAUCGAUCCAUUUCCCAGAACCUCCGGCAGCGGGCCUCACGCAGCUCCUCCCGGUGCCCGAGCAGCACGUCAGGGAGCCAAAGUGCCCGGGACCGGUGUUAA
Messenger RNA from Limanda limanda (common dab), 1242 nucleotides. Its product is annotated as serine/threonine-protein kinase H1-like. NCBI's taxonomy places the organism in Eukaryota, Metazoa, Chordata, Actinopteri, Pleuronectiformes, Pleuronectidae. Gene Ontology annotation, biological process: protein phosphorylation. The coding region runs from base 1 to 1242 and encodes 413 amino acids. Gene Ontology annotation, molecular function: ATP binding; protein kinase activity. The record is from RefSeq and is a predicted model, not a curated record. The transcript has 4 exons.